AUGGGGCAAUCUCAGUUAGAGCUAAGUGUGAGCGAUCCGACUGGGCAGUAUGCGCUAAAAGUCGAGGGAAUUGACGAGAAAGUGCAAGUAUUUGUCUUACAAACGCUGAUGGAAAGAGGAGGUCGACAUUUUUGUCGCAUCGAAGACAAGGGGAGAUUUGGAAAAUACAAUUAUAUUGUUAUAACCUUGGUCGGUAAAUCUUUACUAGACCUACGGAAAUCACAGCCUACAAACCGCCUCUCCUUGGCAUGUGCUCUUUCCGUUGGAAUUCAGUGCUUGGAAGCUCUUGAAGGUACAGUAUUAAACAACAUCAAAUCAACUGACUUGCUGAAAUCAGAUUUACACGGGAUUGGAUAUCUACAUCGAGAUGUAAAACCUGGGAAUUACACGAUUGGAAGACCUGAAGUGAAUGAGCUACGAAAGAUAUAUAUUCUAGACUUUGGGAUGUGCAGAAAGUUUACAAAUGAUCAG
Cylicostephanus goldi is the source of this 471-nucleotide messenger RNA. The record is from the annotation of a GenBank genome assembly. Lineage: Eukaryota; Metazoa; Nematoda; Chromadorea; Rhabditida; Strongylidae.